CCCGCCCAGGGAGCUCAGGAACCUCCACCAUCCUCCUGCCGGGGAUUCUCCGACACUAGCUUGGCAACGGCUACGUAUCCCCAAGCUUCAAGACACAUGCACCGGAUCCCAAAAGCGCAAUUGAGCUCUCUCCCAGCAGCGCAGCCAGCUACGCCCAAACGCAACGCACCCUAGCUGUGCGGCCGACUUUCUCUUUUUUUCCCACCCACCACCACCACCACCACAUCGCCAAUCCCUCCUACGAAAUUCGAGAUUCUUUGCCCGGGCUGCUUCUUCCUUUCACAGCCUGUGAAUUUCGGCAAUCAUGCGGUCCCUUCUUUCUCUUUGCCUGCUCUUCCUGGCUGCCACCGUGCAUGCCGUGAGCGUCACCGGCGGCCGGCUCCUGGCGAUCCUGGACGAUGUUGCCGAGAAGGAGGGCUACUCCAAGUUCCUGGGAGAUCUGGAAAGCCGGGGAUUCAGCAUCACAUACCAGACGCCCAAGAGCGACUCUCUGCAGCUUUUCAAGCUCGGUGAGCGGGUGUACGACCACGUGUUGCUCUUCCCGUCCAAGAGCAAGGGCCUCGGUCCCAACCUGACCCCCAACAUCCUCCUCCAGUUCAUCAACGCCAAGGGUAACAUCCUGAUGUCCCUCUCUUCCACCGCCACCGUCCCAACAUCCAUCGUCAGCCUCUUGGCCGAACUCGACAUCGCCCUCCCCGCCGACCGUACCGGUCUCGUCGUCGACCACUUUAACUAUGACACCGUUAGCGCCGCCGAGUCGCACGACGUCCUCGCUAUCCCGGCCCCCAAGUCGCCCCGCGCCGGCGUCAAGAGCUUCUUCCACGAGGAUGGCCAGGUCAUCGCCUUCCCCAAUGGUCUCGGCCACGUUCUCGGUGCCGGCCAGCUGCUUACCCCGAUUCUGCGCGCCCCCAAGACGGCCUACAGCUACAACCCCAAGGAGCAAGCCGAGGUCGUCGAUGCCAACGACCUGUUUGCUGCCGGCGAGCAGCUCGGUCUUGUGUCCGUCUUCCAGGCCCGCAACAGCGCCCGCUUCACCCUUGUCGGGUCCGCCGAGUUGCUGAGCGACAAGUGGCUCGAUGCAAAGAUCAAGCCGGCGGCCACGGGCAAGGAGGUCACGGCGUGGAACCGCGAGUUCGCCAAGAGGGUUGCGGGCUGGACUUUCCACGAGACCGGCGUCCUGAGGGUCAACAACAUCGAGCACCACCUCAACGAGGCUGCCAACGAAACGAACCCCGAGAUCUACCGUAUCAAGAACGAUGUCACCUACUCUAUCUCCCUCUCCGAGUACUCCUGGGACAAGUGGACCCCCUUCACUGUUCCCAACGACGAUGUCCUUCAGCUUGAGUUCAGCAUGCUGUCUCCUUUCCACCGUCUCCCGCUCGAGCUCAAGUCCAGCACCGCCGAUGCCUCCACUUACACGACCUCUUUCACCCUGCCCGACCAGCACGGCAUCUUCAACUUCAAGAUCAACUACAAGCGCCCUUUACUCACCAACCUAGAGGAAAAGAACACCGUCUCGGUCCGCCACAUGGCCCAUGACGAGUGGCCUCGCUCGUACGUCAUCUCGGGCGCCUGGCCCUGGCUGACGGGUAUCUUCGCUACCGUCACCGGCUUCGUCCUCUUCUCGGCCGUGUGGAUGUAUAGCGCGCCCACAAACGCCGCGACUGCGAUCAAGAAGACGCAGUAAACGGGGGAAAGGAAUAGAGAAUAGGUUUUGGGUGAGGAGUGCAGAUACAUAAGAGAGGUCGCAGAGGAAUACCGUGACGACGUACGAUGUCUGCAUAGAGAGAAAGAAGAAAGCGAGAAAGCGAGAAUGAGGUCUGAAUUUGACUCUAGGGUCUCGUGGAGCUUGUAACUGUAGUGUACAUCUGGCAUAGGAUGCCCCGUUGCGUCGGGGGCCAAAAAGCUUAGGUAUCAAAAUGACUUUUACGUUUUCGAGUGAC
This is a messenger RNA of Colletotrichum destructivum, 1943 nucleotides long. RefSeq names its product Putative dolichyl-diphosphooligosaccharide--protein glycosyltransferase 48kDa subunit. The record is from RefSeq and is a predicted model, not a curated record. NCBI's taxonomy places the organism in Eukaryota, Fungi, Ascomycota, Sordariomycetes, Glomerellales, Glomerellaceae. Gene Ontology annotation, cellular component: endoplasmic reticulum membrane; oligosaccharyltransferase complex. The coding region runs from base 305 to 1687 and encodes 460 amino acids. The transcript is spliced from 4 exons.